Messenger RNA from Aedes albopictus (Asian tiger mosquito), 1767 nucleotides. Its product is annotated as keratin, type II cytoskeletal 1. The record is from RefSeq and is a predicted model, not a curated record. Gene Ontology annotation, molecular function: RNA binding. The transcript has 3 exons. Bases 173 to 700 code for a protein of 175 amino acids. Lineage: Eukaryota; Metazoa; Arthropoda; Insecta; Diptera; Culicidae.
AAGCCGAAAACCGAAACGCACUUUGCUUUCAGGCCUCCGCCGUAAAAGUUCUCGUUGUUGACGAGAACGGAACAGUUUACAAACAAUUUUCCAGUGGCAAAUCGCAGUGAAAAGUGUUGAAACUUUUGAAAAUAGUUGCGGUGUACAUCUAGUUGCAACAAAAGCUUGAAACAUGCCAGACUGGAGGGAACGUGAAGAUUCCGAGCGCGGAUACGGUGGCGGCAGCUCCGGGUACGAUCGGGAGCGCCGGGACUACCGCAGCGGUGGAGGCAGCUACGGAAGCGGCGGCGGCGGUGGUGGAGGUUACCGCUCGGGUGGCGGUAGCAGCGGCGGAUACGGUGGAAGCCGCGAUGGUGGAUACCGCUCCGGCGGUGGCGGUGGUGGUGGAUUCCGCAACGGCGGUGGCAGUGCCGGCGGACCCCCACGUGGACCACCGAGGAUCGACCCGGCCACGGCCAAGACGGAAACGUUCGAGGUCGACGCCGAGAAGGUGAAGUUCAUCAUCGGACGCGGCGGAAACAAGAUCCGCGAAAUCCAGGACCGCUGCCGGGUGUCGGUGCAAAUAGACAAGCAGCGUAACGAGAACGGCCAGAACAAUGUGUCGGUGAUGGGAGACCAGUCGAACAUCGACCGGGCGCGAGACAUGAUCGACCGGAUCAUCAAUGACGAUCGCGACCGAGAGGAACAUCACCGCGACUAGGGAGGGAGGCGCUUGUGGCGUGCCGUUUGACCACCACCACCAAAGGUGGUUCCACGGUUAUGGUCCGUCUCGUCUCUCGCCUAAACUCAAAGGCUUAGGUUAAGAACAGUUUUAAAAAAGAUAAACACAGCAAAACAAAACUAAUAGGUUCGAUUAAAGAAGAAAACACAGCUAAAUAAGAAGAAAAGUAAAAGAUUUGCAUUUAUUAUUUCCCAUUAUCCCUUGAAUAAGAUCCCUAAUCUCGUUUACACGUUCGAAUGCACUUUCGUUGAAGGGGGGCCUGCUAUUGUAACACCGACACUAGGCUAUGGCAGAUUGGAACGAAAUAUUCGGAUACGCACGCGAAAGAUAGAGAGUUGCAUUCUUGUCGUGAAUGAGCCCGAGGAUGACAGAGAAUCCGAAGAAUCGUGUAGAGUACCUGUCGAUCGCGCCACGUAGACUGGAGACAGCUUCCAUUUAAACUUACUAAUCGAAGACAGAAAUAGGGCUAAAGAGACAGAGAUACUUAGGAAGGAAGGAAUUGUGCGAAUCACUAUGUGAUUAUAGAGGAUCUUCUCGAUAUAAAUUGCCGGAAAUACUAUUUGUAUUUUUCACCAUGCUCUGGACGAUGAGGACGACGAAGAAUAAAGUCAGAAUGAUGUGGAGUAGUAUCUAAAAGUGUAAGGUGACUAAUGUAAAUACGAUUUUUAGAAAUUUAUAUUUCUAAGACUACCGCUAAGCAGUGAACACAGGACAGAGCCAGAGACAGAGAAGUUAAGGUCCGUUGAUCGGUAAAGUGGUUCAUGAACACAAGAAAACGGAAACACUACUACUUAGGAUGAUACUUGAGCCAACGACUAACUGAAACUAAACUAAAACCGCGUUCAUGGAAGGAAAGUGUGAUCCCAUAAGCAGUAAAGAGCAGAAAUAACGGUCGAACAUUCGCAAACUCAUACAUACACACACAGACAUACAGACAUGCAGGAGAGAAAACCGAAAGCAAAAGAAAUUGAUGUAGAAUACAAAUGUUCAUUUUUUACUUUUAAGAAGUUGCAAACCAUUAAAGCUGAAACUGGUCGGAAAAUCUA